CUGGGCAUGCCACUUGGGGCUGGAUCCCAACGAAUCUUCUAUCGGGUCAUCCAAGAAAAUAACCGUCCAGCUCGCCGCACCCGCACGGACGUGCAAGUCGCCCGAACGCGGCACGCUGUGGCAGAAAUCAAUGGUGAUCCGCCACUCACCGAGGAUAUUUGGCGAUCGACUCGUGACGCGGACAUGCCAGUAACGACGAACGGCUUCAAGUUCAAAUCGUUGCAUGACGGUUAUAGGUUGGGCACCCACUGGGAGGCGAUUCCCAACAUGGCCUACCGCGCCCGCUGCCCCCUCUGCCGUGAGGGGAUCGAGUCCAUGGAACACAUACUUCUGGACUGUCAUAGCUCCCUUGCUCCCAUCAAAACCGUGUGGGCCCUGGCGAAAGCACUCUGUGACUUGAAAGGCAUAACUUGGCCCGAAUUGUCAUACGGACUGAUCCUGGGCUGUGGUCUUGUCAUCUUCCGUAACCCUAAGGGGAAGAAACUCACGGGCGCCUCGCGCCUCUUCAAGAUUGUUGUAUCCGAGUCCGCCCACCUGAUCUGGAAGCUCCGCUGUGAGAGGAUCCAUAAUAUGCACCAGAACCCCCCGGAAGCACACCCCCCGCUAGAGGUGGAACACCGCUGGAUACGCCGACUAAAUCAAAGGCUUACCCUAGAUACACUCCUGACCAACAGACGCCGCUUCGGCCCUCGAGCUAUCAAAGAUAAGCUGGUCCUCCAAACCUGGAGUGGCGCCUUGCUCAACGAAGAUGGGCUCUCGGACAACUGGAUCCACGAUACCGGAGUUUUAGUGGGUAUUACCUGUCGUCGCCCUCCGGGCAGGAACAGGUGA
This is a messenger RNA of Coniophora puteana RWD-64-598 SS2, 831 nucleotides long. RefSeq lists its product as uncharacterized. The record is from RefSeq and is a predicted model, not a curated record. The transcript has a single exon. The annotation marks the transcript as partial. Lineage: Eukaryota; Fungi; Basidiomycota; Agaricomycetes; Boletales; Coniophoraceae.